This is a messenger RNA of Alosa alosa (allis shad), 1741 nucleotides long. RefSeq names its product 4F2 cell-surface antigen heavy chain. Bases 104 to 1618 code for a protein of 504 amino acids. Gene Ontology annotation, biological process: amino acid transport; carbohydrate metabolic process. The record is from RefSeq and is a predicted model, not a curated record. The transcript is spliced from 10 exons. NCBI's taxonomy places the organism in Eukaryota, Metazoa, Chordata, Actinopteri, Clupeiformes, Clupeidae.
GGAACGGACUGCACUGCGUAACUGUUCAAGGAGUCUAUAGGCUAGAGUUGGGACAAAGACUGCAAGGAGAGGAACAGUCUUACAUACUUAUCAGCUGGACAGCAUGCCUCUCAACGCGGAUGGUGACGUGGGCUACGGCAGCGUGAGUGCUGGGCCGGGGACGGUAGGCCUACCAGGGCUGGCGGGCAACAUGGGUGGCACGGAGACGGUCCCCUUGCUCAUGCCGGAGCCGGAGCCGGAGCCCGAACCGUACAGGUGGAAACCCCUAAGCAAGGAGGAGUUGGAGAUUACCGCGGGCAGUCCGGGUUGGAAGAAAUUCCGCUCCCGCCUGGUGAUCCUGUUCUGGCUCACCUGGCUGGCCAUGCUCGGUGCCUCCAUCGCCAUCAUCGUGCAGAGCCCUCGCCCGGUGGCUCCCAAGCUGCGCUGGUGGCAGAAGGUGGUCUUCUACCGGCUGCAGCCGGCAUUACUCAUGGACUCCGAGGGCGGCGCUGUCGGCGGAUUUGAGGUGAUGCGUGAGCGGCUCCCGUAUCUGAAGUCGGUGGGGGUUGGAGCGCUGAUUCUGGAGGGGGUUUUCCCCAAGAGCAUCUCCCCCUCCAACCUGACUGAGCUCAGUCACAACAUCGGCACCAUGCCCCAGUUCCAGCAGCUGCUCAAGGAGGGACACCAUGCAGGUAUGAAGUUCCUAUUGGACCUGUGUGAUGUGGAGGUACUUGAACAGGAACCAGCAAACACAUCGGAGGGCCUUUCUGACUCCUCAGGAUACGUACAGUACUCUUUGAAGUUUUGGCUGGAGCAGGGUGUCUCCGGUUUAGCAAUAUGCGAUACAGAUGCUGCCUACUCGGAGAAGACUCUGAUGGAGUGGAAGGCCUUGCUGCAGCAGUUCAGUGAGCAAGACAACGAACGAGUUCUGGUGGUGAUGGAAACGAUGGACAGCUUUGUGGCGUCGAACGUGUCCAGUGGGGGGGUGAACGCGUCGCUGGUGGAGCUGACGACCAGGCCACUGCUGCCCCCCUCCGCCCACCCCCUCUCAGCCGCCGAGGUGGCCAGCGUGGUGGAGGAGGGCCUGCAGACCCCCCGGACAGAGUGGCCCAGCUGGACGGUGGGAGGGCCUGUGUCUCCAGAGCUGCAGAGGAUCUCCAUGGUGCUGUUGAUGACCCUGCCAGGAACCCCGGUGGUCAGUGAUGGUGAGGAGGUCACCCCAGCAGAGAACGCCACAGUGAAUGCCAUUGGAGAUGAGAUUUUCAUACAGGAUGAAGGGAAGAAAUGGCGUUCCGCGAUUGGUCUGUUCCAGUCCCUGAGUGAAAUGCGCGCUCGGGAGGAGGCUCUCCUGUUCGGCAGCUUCACCUUCCUCUCCUUCAACGCCUCCACCUCUACCUCGCCCACGCCCCCGCUGGCCUUCCUGCGCUCGUGGGGCUGCGUCCACUUCCUGGUUCUGCUCAACCUGGGCACCGAGCCCCACGCGCUUUCUCCUGAUUGGGCACCCAGCCUGCCCGAGGGCGGGGUGUUUGUCACCAGCACCGGAAUGGACCGCUUGGGCGCCGUCUCCCUGGAGACGCUGAGCUUGCGGCCUCAUGAGGCCAUUGUGAUUAAACUGUUUGAGGGCGGGAGCUACUCCUAAAAGCCUGCCCUGUGAUUGGUGGAGACGAGGCACAAGAUUUAUUUAAAAUACAAUUAUUGGACACAUGGGGUGGGGAAAUGCAUUGAAGAGAUUCUAAAGUGAAAUAAAGUGUGAUUGCACUGG